Papilio xuthus (Asian swallowtail) is the source of this 2372-nucleotide messenger RNA. Its product is annotated as NEDD8 ultimate buster 1. Bases 118 to 1971 code for a protein of 617 amino acids. Gene Ontology annotation, molecular function: protein binding. The record is from RefSeq and is a predicted model, not a curated record. Lineage: Eukaryota; Metazoa; Arthropoda; Insecta; Lepidoptera; Papilionidae. Gene Ontology annotation, biological process: regulation of ubiquitin-dependent protein catabolic process. The transcript has 13 exons.
GAAGUAUAGCAACAUAGCGCUAUUAAAUUGACAGCUGUCACUUUGUGUUUUUGCGAGAUUUUGCCGAUAUUUUGCAAAUCAUUUUCAUAAAAUAAAUUAUAAAUAUUUCGAGUCACAAUGGAGGAUAAUCUCCAGCACGAGGAUUUGCUUAUAAAACUACGGGGCAAGCUCAACGAGGAGAAGAUUAAGCUGUGGGAACCGCCGUAUUUGGGCGCCGACGAUUUGUUCACACAGAGUUUUCAGGAACUCGCAAAGAAGUAUGCAUCAGAUCUAUCACUUGAUGAACAUUUAGUUCUAACUGCGUUGCAUGAGCUGCAACUCAGGUCUAUGGAAAGAGUAAAGGCCAACGAGGAAUUCAAAGACACAGGGCUGGCAACAUUCAGGAUUAAAGUGACAAUACCAAAGGAAAAGCCCAAGAUGUUAAAGAUACAGAAAACUUUAGAUGUGCCGGGUUCUGAUCUUUUAAAUGCAGUUGCUGCAGAGAUUGGUGUUGCAGAAUCUAGGUUAAAACUGAUAUCUAAUGGUAAAUUGGUGAAGUCAAACAUGACACUAAAUGAGCAAAAUGUCAAGAAUGGCACCCAACUUAUGGCACUUGUGUUGGAUGCCAGUCCAGAUGAGGUGAAGAAAGAAGACAACUUGUACAUAGAGAUGAAGACAACGAGAGAUGAUGCCACCAUGCUCUCUGAGUAUGUCAGCCAGCUGGCCGACUAUGAUGAGUACAUGAAGCUGGAAGACCAGUCCGGUAAGGCGGUGGAGCUGCCCCCGGCGGAGAAGAAGUCCCUGCUGGUGGGGUUGGCGCUGCACGAGCGAGGUCGGGCAGCUAUCAAACAGAAGGACUAUUCUCUUGCUUUGGUCUUGCUUCUAGAAGCUGAUAGGCAGUUCAACGAGUGCCGGUCCUCGCUGCUGCAGACUGUGGACAACUGGGGCGUGCUGCAGCUGGACAUAGCGUGGUGCUACGCGGGGCUGCGCAGCGUGGCCGCCGCGGCGGAUGCGGCGCGACGCCUGGCCGCCGCCGAGCGCGCGCUGCGGGACACAUACGGCCCCGACCAGCGCCGCCUGCUCGAGCUCAAGGGCAACGCGGCGAACGAGCGCGUGCUGCUGAUGCGGCUCUACCUGCUGCAGGGCAUCGUCGCCUUCCACCAGAACAGGCGCGCUGACGCCAAGGACCUGCUCGAAAAGGCGGAGGCCGAGCUCAACAAUUUGAGGGUGGACGAGUCUGCGGUGAGCCGGCUGAUGGAGCUGGGGUGGUCGCGUGCCCAGGCCCGCGUGGGGCUGCGCGGCGCCUCGGGAGACCCCGACCGCGCCCACCUGCAGCUGGCAGCGCGCGCAGACCAGCGCGAGCAGCAUCGCCGGGACAGACGUCUCCGCCUGCAGCGCACGUGCUCGGACGGGUCGGCGCUGGACGGGGGGCUGGUGCGGCAGCUGGAGGCGCAGGGGUUCGCGCGCCCGCUCGCCGCCAUGGCGCUGCGACACAACAACAACGACCUGCAGGCCGCGCUGCGGGACCUCACAUCGCUGCGGGAACAUCCACAGCUGCUGUUCGAGAUGCUGGAUCAAGUGGUGGACUCCGACUCGGACUCGCCUUCUGAACCGGACAACAAGCUCAUUGCAGAGCUGGAGGGGAUGGGGUACUCGGGGGAGAUGGUCCGGCGCGCGCUGCGAGCCGGACACAACGAGCUGCACGCCGCGCUCGACCUGCUGCUGGCCGGACACGCCGGACGCGCCGGACACGCCGGACACGCAGCCACAUCUGAGAGUAGGGUGUCCGGGGAGGAGGAGGGAGGCAACCCCUCCACCAGCACCGCGGAGACCUCGCGCACCAAGUUGAAGCAGGAGUGGGAGAGGAAGAAGGAGUGCGACCGCGCGCUGGAGCGGCUGUCGUCGGCCAUCCGCGGUGAUGAAGAUGACUACCUCGAUACCUCACUCAUGGAGGAGGAGCAGUACCUCGCGGAGUACAAGUCCCUCCUCUAGAUCUCCUCUUGCACCUGGAUUCCACAAAACGUUAUAUAGAACUUGUAGUAAACAAUAGAGUUAUGUGCAACACAUUCAUGGCUUUCUAAUGUUUAUGUCUCAUACUCCUACUCAAUCCUCUAUAGAGGCUCUUACUUUUUCCCUCUUUCUCCUUUUACAGCUCGACCUUUGUUAAAUGAAGAAAAUUUCUCAUUUUUUAUCUGUAGAAAUUUUCAAGUAAUAGACAAUUUUCUAGGAGAAAAGAAGAGCCAUCUAGAAUAUGCUGCUGUUUUAUUGUCGUGCGUGUUGUAAUAAAAUAUCGAGUUUAAGAAUUUAAUUAUUCCUUUAUUUAUAAAUGUCAUUUAACCGAUUGAUGUUAUAAUAAUAAUAAGUGUCAACACACGAAGCUGGGUUGCCAGCUU